Messenger RNA from Pseudomassariella vexata, 994 nucleotides. RefSeq lists its product as uncharacterized. The coding region runs from base 461 to 952 and encodes 163 amino acids. NCBI's taxonomy places the organism in Eukaryota, Fungi, Ascomycota, Sordariomycetes, Amphisphaeriales, Pseudomassariaceae. The record is from RefSeq and is a predicted model, not a curated record. The transcript has a single exon.
CAUCAAAGUAAGGAGUCCAUCAUUUAUUCGUGGUUUGCGGUCGAUACUGGGGUCUUACCGUCGUCCACCUGCCGUAUAAAUGUAGGCAAUUCUCUUCCGUUCUUUCUCUUGGCCUCCCUCUCUCUAUUCGUUUCUGCUCUAUCCUCGUACACCAAAAGUCUUCACUAUGGCUAGCUUUGAUUGUCGACGCAACAUAUGCCCUCAUCUUAUCGCUAGCCUAUUUACCGUUCUCUUUGAAUCACGUAGGCCAUCACACUUACCGAAAGCUAUCACCUUGUCUGCAUUUCUAUAUUACUCCGCCUCUCUUCUCGAUUUCUUCCUGGAGCAUCAGCCGCUCUACUCUAGCCUUGGCUGAAGCUCUCGGUUUACUUCGUUUACUUCUUCAGAGUGACAAGACAGACUCUCCAAUACUCCUACAUAUCACCACGACACCAUACCUUCCAGCCGACAUUGUAUCACAAUGAACCCUCCUCAGGCCACGGACUCACACACGGGAGAACACUCCAAGAAGUCUACCGGCCACCGGCCCCGUAUCAAAACUUCGCUUUGUCGUAGCCGUUCUCGCGUCGGUAUUUCACAGCCUACCCUUCAUAUGUCAUCGGGCCACGACCCCUCGAAUUCGUCCUCGGAUGGGGGUGUUCAAGGUGACAUUUCUGUCAAGAUGCCCAUGGAGCACUUCUUGGACCAACAUGAAGACCCUCAUGUCAGAUUCGUCUUCACAACUACAACAUGUGAUGCCCAUACAUCAAAGUACUUCCACAUCGUUGACCCGAGGACAGGUCCCGGUACGGCAUACACAAACACACAUACUUCGAUGCUGGCUUCACAAGGUCCCGGGCUUUACACCCAGUCAUCUCUUCCAGCCACAGCUAGUGGCAAUGCCUACUAUGUGCGCCAGUAUCAGGACUACGACAUCAUUGGACAAGGCGCUCAGUUCGACCGAGUUGUUUAAACUAUCAAACUUUGGAAAUAUAAAUCCUGACUGAUACUGAGG